UGUAGUAGCUGGAAAAGAAUGUUGCCAGUAGAUGAUUUAUGUAGAAGUUAUAAUAAAAGUUGAAGUCUAUAAUUAACGUUCCUGAUAUAUCUUUUGACAAGAGUUUGAGUUGACACGUCUCGAGCAAACAAAAUGGGCAUCACUGGGUUCUACGACUUCCUCGAAUCUCAGCCCGAAAUGGCUCGAAUGCGGCACCUGAAGGGCGGGGCCGACAUCGAGGAAAAUCUGGCGGGGAAGGUCGUUGGCAUCGACGUCAGCAUGUGGAUUAACCGCGACUAUCAGUCCACGCGCAUGUGGACGAGUGGAACGGAAGAGCAGAAGAAGCAGUUUCCAAUCUGGCAGAUGUUUAAUCGAGUGAAGAACUAUUUGGUCCACGCAGGCGCGAAGUCUGUGGUCGGAGUGUUCGAUGCUUCGAAGUCCACAGAGUCGAAGCUGGUGCGCGGCAACGUGACGAAAAACGGCCACCAUCUACGGCGCAACUUGUUCGGCCUGAAUAAGCAAGUGGAAACGGUGUUUACGCAGUUAGGACUGCAAGUGCUGCGCGCUCCGCCGGAAAUCGGAGAAGCGGACGCGUUGCUCGGUAUUCUGCAGAAGGAAGGGCUCGUCGACAUUGUGGACAGUGAUGACAGCGAUGUGUUUGCGUACGGGGGAAGGCAAUUGCUGAAAGAUGCGAAACCCAGUGCCGCCCUGGGAGACGCUGGUAACGAUUUGUGGACGGUAACUGACCCAAGCCUCCGCUGGGAGAUCGCUUGUUGUGCCGUACUCGCCGGGAGCGAUAUGAGCCACGGGGUGAAAGGAAUUGGUUUGAAGACCGCCUGCAAGGACCUGCGGAAUUUCUUGAGGGGCGCCGCCGCAACUUAUGAGUUCUGCAAACAAUUUCUUCAGCACUACCCCGCCAUUCCCGACAACGUUCGCGCCAACUUUAUUGAAGCGUUCGAAGAUUACGCGAUCGAAAGAAAACCACAGUUGCAGCAGUACCUGCAGACCCAGAAGGAGAAGCAGCAGCGUUCCCAGCACCUGUCGACCUGGGGCAGGGUUGAAGUGGACCGCUUGCGGAGGCUGCUGGAUGACCGGAAGGACAAACAGUUCGACAAAAACAUCCGCGCGAUCGUCUUCGAGCGCUACCUUCGCGGCCUGACGAUCCCAGCAGCGGCACCCCUGCCGUUCUACAAAAUUCAAAGAAUCCGCGAGAAGAAAAAGAACGGGGAGUGCUACCAAAUGCUGGCUGUGCUCGAUUUCGACUGCAAGACGCACUACAAUUGCCAGGCGAAAACGUGUCAGUGCCGGGAGGUGCUGCUGCGAAAAUCGCUGUUUGACUCCGCUGACUCAGCCCGGCGGACCGAUUUAACUGAAAACAAAGUGGGCGCCGCGUACUACGAUCGCGCUUUUGGCGGAAUCGGAUACCAUAUGGGCGGCGGCGGGGGCGGCGGUAGCAGCAGUUCGAGCAGCGCAGCAGUAGGGGCACAGACUAGCAGCGGCGCGCAUGGUGCCGGUUCCUCAUCUUCCGCUUUUUCUGCAGCGGUGGCAGCAGAUCGAGAACCUGCCAGUUCCGGCGUUGGUGAAGCCGCGGCACCGGGGGACGAGCAAAGCACCUAUUUCACCGGAAAACCAAAGUUCAUACAAGAUGACGACUUCCCGCUGCAGGGCGCGGUCGUUAAAUUCACCUGCAAGUCCGAACCACGCAGGAUUCUGGAGGAACACAAGGACUACAGCAAAUACGGCUGCACCAUCCCCGCCGGACCGCCCAACGCGUCGACGACAUACUUGGUAUGCGGUGAGGCGCCGCUCGAUGAUGGGCCGUUUGCCGGGAAGGAUUACACGUUCGGCACGAAGUACCGCGACGCACAGGAGCUGCGACAAAAACCCGGCUGCAAGUGGAUGCUGACGCGCGCGGGGCAACGAAUUGCGCUGCCCGUGCCGAUCCGAGAGCGAGAAUUCUUGCUUCUUAUGGAGCGGCAGAAGCGGAACGCGACGCGGGGAGCGGUCGGAGAGUUCAAGCGGAGCGCCGAGCAGGAGCAGGCACCAUGGGAGGAAGAGAAGGCCGCGCUGUUGAAGCCGGCAAGAAAGGCCAAGGCGCGGAACUCGGGACAGUCCGGUCGACGGCCCGGCGCCGGGAAAAGAGCAAUGGCGCAGCCGGCGGAAGUAGAGAGCGCUUUUGGUUCUUUCGCCGACGAAGGCCCAGAGGACAGUGGCGGGUUUGCAGCCGAAUUUCUGCAACGGGACAAUGAAAUCGAGCAAGAGCCAAGCCCGAAGCGACACAAGAUCAGCAGUCCGCCUAAACAAGAUGCCUCGUCUUCCGCGACGAACUCCCUGCUUGAUCGCCUUCGGAGGGCGCGAGACGAAGCCGCACGCAGAAGUGUACCAGCCGGAACUAGUACAGUACACCCCGGCACCGCAGGCGCAGCGCAAGCGGAGAUAAAGCCACCGCGUUCCGCCCUCGAUUCGCUUUUCAGUAUCGACAGAGUCGAUGUUCCAUCUUCCGGAGAAAGGAACGGUGUACCCUUCACCGCCGCGUCGUCGAGUAAAUCCGGUCCUGCUGCUGCUUCCUCUGCACCACCGAGGUCUUCUGUAAUCGAAGCCACAAGAACUACUGUCGGAGGCAAACUUCACUGCCAGUACGCACACGAAGUAGAGCAGCUUGCCGAAAUGGGAUUUAAGGACACCCAAAAGAGCGCAGCCGUCUUGGCCGAGGUAGCCGGGGAUCUGGACAAGGCUAUCGACAUACUGUCGGCGGCGUCACCGGCAUCUUCAAGUGCGGAUCCCGUCGGUAAUGGCGGUGUGUCACCGCCAUUGCUGGCUAUGGUUCGUCCCCCGCCAGCACCCGCUGCGGUCGCCCCGAGAGCACCAGCAAGAAUAGAAAGCCUCGAAAGUAGUACGAAGUACCGCGACCAGCUCCAGCAGCUCGAGAGCAUGGGUUUUGCGGAUCGGGAGAGGAGCACUGCCGCCCUGGACAGGUGUAAUGGAGACGUGACUGCGGCGAUUGGCCUCCUGCUCGGGUCAUAACCGUAAAAACGGGGGUACUAGAUCAUGAGCCUAGUGUGUGCUGUCCGCGCCCUACGAUGCUGUUGAGUUCGAGACUAGUAAAUUCCUCCUUCUCGCUUGGCAGAUUGAUAUGUGAUGUAGUAUGUACAGUGUCCUAGCCAUUCCCAAUGGUAUUCCAUCAUUUGAAUGCUGAAAUAAAGAAGAAAUAGAAAACGUGACAACAAGAGUUGUAGGAUGGCAGAUUUGUUUAUACUCGAUGCUGGAGCGUGUAUCGUCCUUGAGUAGGAGAAAAAGCCUUCCUCUGAACCAACUGGAAACGUAGUACAGUAAGUGCAACCUGAAUAUCAAUGGCGCAGCUGGUCUUCUGAGUAGAUAUAGAUUCGGAAAAGUUUCGCAGAAGCUGACCGGGGGGAGCGCUCUACUGCUACUACCAACCUAGUAGCGUG
Amoebophrya sp. A120 is the source of this 3428-nucleotide messenger RNA. NCBI's taxonomy places the organism in Eukaryota, Dinophyceae, Syndiniales, Amoebophryaceae. The record is from the annotation of a GenBank genome assembly.